Molecule: messenger RNA, 2805 nt
Organism: Fraxinus pennsylvanica
Lineage: Eukaryota; Viridiplantae; Streptophyta; Magnoliopsida; Lamiales; Oleaceae
Source: the annotation of a GenBank genome assembly
AUGUCUCACAAGAUCAAGGACAUAAAUGAAAAUUUCAAAAAAAUAAACAACGUAGCUGAUGAACUUCGCCUCAAAAGAGAAUUCAAAGAUUAUCAUCUUGCACUGCCUCGAGCCAUUGAAACUACCAGCUUCACUGUUGAUCCAUUUGUCAUUGGAAGAGAAAAUGAUGAAUCAGAAAUUCUGGAGACGAUAACUAGCUCAGUCAAUAAUGUCCUUUCAGUCCUUCCCAUAGUCGGAAUGGGAGGGCUUGGCAAGACGACUUUAGCACGCAACAUCUUCAAGGACCCUCGUACACAAACCCAUUUUGACAAAAGGAUUUGGGUCUGUGUAUCAGAAAAUUUUGAUCAGCUGAAUCUUUUUAAAAGGAUCCUGGAAUUAUUAGUGGACAAAGAUUUUUAUGGAGGUAGCAUGGAAGCUGUUGUUCAAAAGGUUGCAGAGGAAUUAAAGGACAAAAGGUACUUGAUUGUUCUUGAUGAUUUAUGGAAUGAAGAAACACGUGAAUGGAAUGUUUUCAAGAAUACUCUGGUGGGAGUUAGCUCCAAUGAAGGAAAUUUCAUUAUCGUCACCACACGUAAGGAAAAGGUCGCAUCUAUUGUGAACACUUGCGAUCAUCCAUACAGCUUGAGACCAUUGGCAGAUCAUGAUUGCUGGUCCAUAAUCAGAGAAAUGACAUUUCAAAAUAAAAAAGUACCUACACAAUUUGCGAUUACUGGAUUGGAGAUUGCUGGGAAAUGUGGAGGAUUUCUUUCUGAGAUGGAGGAUAGAGGCGAUGAAUUUUUUAAUAUUUUGUUGAAAAAUUUCUUCUUCCAAGAGCCCGAAAAGGACAAGUAUGGCAAUAUCAAAUCGUGCAAGAUGCACGAUCUUGUCCACGAUCUUGCAUGUUCAGUUUCGAAAUCGGAAGGUUUCAUGGAUACGGAUGGUCGCACUGCUGAUGACAAUGUUCAAGUUAGACACCUUGCGAUAGAAUCAAUUGGAGAGGAAACACGCAAGGUCAUGAAAGAGAAAGCAAGUUAUCUCCGCACAUUGUUCUUGAGACACUGGGUACCACGUGAAAUUUUGCCGUCCUUCAAGCAUUUGCAUUCUCUAAAGCUGUGUAAUGCAUUUAUUCUAGAAUUGCCAGAAUCAAUUGGCACGUUGAAACAUUUGAGAUAUUUUGAUGUGUCCACGAAUCGUCAUUUCACUACUCUGCCAGAAUCUAUUUGCAAGCUCUACCUUUUGCAAACCUUGAGGAUCCCAGGUCUAAGGCUUCCUAGAGAACUGCAAUUCUUGAUUAGUUUAAGGCAUCUCUGUUUUGAUGAUGAUGACUAUGAUUUCGAGAUGCCACCUAAUAUCGGAAGUUUAUCUUGCCUUCAAACAUUACCAGUAUUUUGUUUGAGUGACAAGGAAGGUUGUCGAAUUGAUGAGCUAGGAAAGUUGAAGAAAUUAAAGGGCGAACUAAAAAUACGGAAUCUGAAAUUGGUGAGCGGCAAAACAGAAGCUGAGCGUGCAGAUAUGGCCGGAAAGCUAAACAUUUAUAAGCUACACUUUCAUUGGAGAGAGUCAACGGAUUCCACAGAAAGUAACAUCAAUGAUGAGAGUGUACUUGAAGGGCUGCAACCUCAUGAAAAGCUAAAAGGCCUAACGAUUGAAGGAUUCCGAGGUAAAAACUUUCCAUUUUGGACUAGAAAUAUGGGAAUAUAUAAAGGCAUUGGAGGCAAUCUGGUGAUAUUUGAUAAAUUGAUCGAGAUCAAAAUUAGUUAUUGUUAUGAAUUAGAAGAAAUCCCAAUGCUCGGCCACCUACCACUCCUCAAGGAUCUAAAGCUCUUCUAUCUGGAAAAUGUAAGAUCGAUAACACCAUCAUUCUAUGGAGAGAGUGAUUGCAGCUCAACUAGCAACAACGAUGGCCAAGGAACAAGAGUAUCAUUCCCGUCACUUAAAUUUCUUACAUUAAGUGAAGUGCCGAACCUGACAGAGUGGGAAGAACCACAAACGAACAGAAUGCAGGUAUUUCCUUGCCUUGAAUAUUUGACGUUAGACGGGUGUUAUGAGUUGACUCGUGUUCCCCACUUGCGGGGCAGCGAAGCUUCUCUUAAAGAGAUGAUAAUUGUGUUUUGUAAUGAAUUGAGGGAAUUACACUAUGACCUAGGCAGCCUCCAGUUUCUUGAGAAAUUGGAAAUAAGGUUAUGUGAAAAUCUGCAAUCAAUUUCGUAUCAAAAUGGACAAGAAGGCCUCCGUUCCCUUCGGAGCUUGGACAUUAGUUAUUGCGAUGAGUUGAGAAAACUGCCAAAUGAAAUGCUAGAGUGUAGUAAGUCUCUACAGCGUCUAUCUGUUACGAGUUGCCCGAAUCUCACUUCGCUUCCUGAAAUGAGGGGGAUGGGAUCCCUACGGCGUCUGGAGGUGUAUAGAUGCUAUAAUCUCACUUCGUUUCCUAAAUUGAGUUUGAUUGGAUGCCUUAAUAGCUUAACAGAAUUGUCGAUUGGGGUAUUCUCAAAGUUCAAUUCAUUUCAAGAUUUUCUCGACGAUAUCAAAUACAUAAAAUCCCUUGAGAAAUUAGAGUUAUUUGGCCGAGAGGAUUGGGUCUCUUUACCAUAUCAGCUUCAACAUCUCACUUCUUUAAAAGAAUUGAAAAUAUGGGAUUUUAGUAACGCAUUGCCAGAGAGAUGCAAGGUAGAAAGCGGUCCUGAUUCUGAGUGGCCAAAAAUUUCUCAUAUUCCUCAUGUACUGUUACAGGGUGGGUUUAAGAAAUCUGAAAUCGUGAUUUUCUCCACUACAAGUUGGAAAGUGACAGGAACCAUAGGCAUUUCAUCCAUUUUUCUUGCUUUGUAA